AUGCAGAAUCAAAUACCAAAAAAAUUGUAUAUUCUUGUACCAGACAAACCUAGUCAGAUACAAUUGGAAAGUGCAAAUGCUUCAAGCAUGAUAUCUUCUGUUAUUAAAACCUGUCUUGGUCCAAAAGCAAUGCAAAAGAUGGUUAUUACGAAAAUUAAUAGCAUAGAGAUAACGAAUGAUGGUAACAGUAUUCUUAGAGAAAUUGACGUUUCUCAUCCUUCUGCGAGGUCGAUUAUCGAACUUGCUCGCACUCAGGAUGAUGAGGUUGGUGAUGGAACUACUUCUGUAGUUAUUUUAGCUAGUGGACUUUUACAAGAGAUGUCAAAUGUUUUAAAUACAGAAAUUAAAGAUAUAGGCAAGUAUCCUCACCCAAUAAAAGUUUGUGGUUAUCUCACUGAUAUCCUUAAGCUUUCAAUGGAUGUUCUGAAUCAAUUGUCUCUUAACAUACAAGACACAGAGGAGAGUAUUAAAGCAAUUAUUAGGUCAAGUAUUGAAACCAAAAUUUGCACCAUUUUAAAGGUUCCUAUAGAUACAAUAGCCUAUGAGGUUGUUAAAAUGAUUACGGAAAAUGGUGUUUGUGAUCUUAAAAAUAAUGUAAAAAUUGAAAAGAUUUUGGGUGGUAAUAUGGUGCAAAGCGGUAUUUUAGAUGGUAUAAUAAUUAACAAAGAUAUUAUUCAUCCACAGAUGAGAAAAAAAAUAGAAAAUCCGAGAAUUGUUAUUUUAGACACUCCUUUAGAAUAUAAAAAAGGUGAAAGUCAAACAAAUUACGAAUUUAAAAACAAGGACGAUUUUACUAAAGCCUUAGAAAUGGAAGAAAAACAAAUACGUACGAUGUGUCAAUAUAUACUUAAUGUUAAUCCUGACAUUGUAGUUUCAGAAAAAGGAAUUUGCGACUUGGCUUUAUCGAUUUUGUAUCAAAAUAAUAUUACUGCUUUGAGAAGAUUAAAAAAGACAGAGACAGUUAGGUUAGCAAAAGCUGUAGGUGCCACUAUUGUUAAUAGGGUUGAAGAUUUAGAUACUAAACAUGUUGGAGAUAAAUGUAGAUUAUUUGAAUAUAUUAAAUCCGGCGACGAAUAUUACUCCCAGUUCAGUAAAUGUAUUGAACCUAAAGCAUGUAGUGUGAUUAUAAGAGGACCAACAAAGGAUAUUUUAAAUGAACUAGAAAGGAAUUUUUACGAUGCUGCAAAAGUUGCUAAAAAUUUAAUUAUUAGUCCAAAACUUGUUCCGGGUGGAGGAUGUUUAGAAGCCAACAUUAUAAAAAAGUUGAAAGAAUAUAAAACAGAAGAUGUAUUGGAAAAAAUAGUUUACAACAAAGUUGCUGAUGCUUUAAAAGUUAUACCAACAAUUUUACUAAUUAAUAGCGGUGUCUAUAAUCCUUUGAUGAAAAUUGAAUUUUUAGAAGAAGAAAUAAGUAAAAAUAAAUUUAGUGGCGUAAAUGGUAUAACUGGGGAUAUUGAAGAUAUGAGAAAUAUAAUUCUUGAACCGUUUGCUGUCAAAAAACAAAUUUAUGCUUCUGCAAUGCAGGCUGUUAUCCAACUGUUACGUGUUGACGGUAUUAUGGAAAGCAAGCGAUAA
Molecule: messenger RNA, 1575 nt
Organism: Vairimorpha ceranae
Lineage: Eukaryota; Fungi; Microsporidia; Nosematidae
Product: t-complex protein 1 subunit gamma
Exons: 1
Coding region: 1-1575 (524 amino acids)
Biological process (GO): protein folding
Cellular component (GO): chaperonin-containing T-complex
Molecular function (GO): ATP hydrolysis activity; ATP binding; ATP-dependent protein folding chaperone
Source: RefSeq, a predicted model, not a curated record